Pecten maximus is the source of this 2580-nucleotide messenger RNA. Its product is annotated as pleckstrin homology domain-containing family B member 2-like. The coding region runs from base 246 to 722 and encodes 158 amino acids. The record is from RefSeq and is a predicted model, not a curated record. The transcript is spliced from 5 exons. Gene Ontology annotation, cellular component: membrane. Gene Ontology annotation, biological process: regulation of cell differentiation. Lineage: Eukaryota; Metazoa; Mollusca; Bivalvia; Pectinida; Pectinidae.
CAAGUACAUGUAUGUUGUAUUGAACACGAGUCAUUACUAAUUACAGUGUAAGUUAUACAUAUGUGUGUUUGUGUGUACGUAUAGUUAUAGACACUUAUUGAAUCACGGGUUAUGAGUCGGUAAGAAUUAGUGGCAGUAUUUCGGUAAGAGGUAAUCACAUUGCAUUAUGUGUAUGAGGUAGCCUAACAAAGGUGUUCUGAGUCGGGUUCGAAGGAAACUGGAACUUCGAUAUAAAAAAUGACAGGAUGGGCCUGUCGUUAGACGAUAACGAUGUCGUGAUAUUAAAACAAGGCUGGAUAUAUCGACAAAAAACCUUCUUUCGGAAAUGGAAGAAGAGUUGGCUAGUGAUAUCGUUGGGUGGAAGCCUAAAAUAUUACAAAGGAAAAAAAUCGGACCGUCCACAGAAAACAUUUAACAUAAAAAACGACUGCAUGACAAUUCGCACAGGAAAAAAGUGUCGACAUCUCUUACCACCUAAUAACGUAGACACGGAGUUUCUCAUAGAAAUCAUCCUCACAGGCGAACGUUCUUUGAAAUUCUGCGCACAUGACCAAGACAGUUUCAAGAUGUGGCUUCAUGCUCUGCAGCGUUCCCAGUCCGACCGAGCACUACCGACACCGAGAUAUGAACGACGCAAUCUCCGACCUGAGGAAAUAGAAGAGUUUGAAGAAAAAAGUUGCUGGUAUGCUUGCUUCAGAAAAAACAAAGUGGAGAAUUUAUAACACGGGCGUUAUACAUGCAUUGCCAUGUAUGCAGAAUGCUAUCAAAGGUGUUCAACUUUACAAUUCAAUAAUUGCAUAGCUGUCUCUCAAGAUUCUAGCCUUGUGGUGUGUACACGGCAAAAUAUCGACAAUCAAAAUAACCAUUAGCUAUAGUGUUCAAUUUCAUAAUUUUCAAAUACUCGAAUAUCUCUACAUGAUCUAAGUGCUUGCGUUCAGUUGUCGCCCUUUGCUUACCACAAUUUGUCUGAGAACUUAAAACAUUGUGGAUUUUAAAACAUGCGUACUGAAAAAGUUACAAAUAUUGUUUGUUUGUUAUAUUGAUAAACAAUACUGAUACAUGUCAUUUGUGUCGUUACACUUUAUGUAGGACCUUAUACAUAACGUUCGUCCCAGAAUGUAGGGACUGUGGUAGCUCAGUCGAUUAGAGCGCCGGCUACUGGUGUCAGGGUUAGAUGAAACUCGGGCUACGUAAACCCAGACGUAGAUCCGACGGGCAUGGUUCGAAUCCACCUAUCCGUGCCGGCCUGUCAUGGUUAUGUUCUUGGGCAAGACACUUGACCCCUAAUUGUUCUUGAUGGUAUGCGACGGGUAUAUUGUUCAGUGAGGUAGUCACCAACUACUACUAGGAUAUCUCCCCUCAAACUGACACUGGAUGUUCACGAGGUGAUGAACCCAACAAACAAACAAGCAAUUUAACAAACUUCAAGAACGAAUCUAAGUCAUAGACCAUUAAGCACUCUUGGAGAGAUUUGCCUGUCUAUGAACAUGUAUGAAAAAAUGAAUUCGGGGCUUGCACCAUACUGUUGAGGUUGUCAUUUUAAGUGUAUUUUUUCGCAAUUUUCUUGAAUCUCGGUAAUAGGAUACGUUAAAAAAAGAAUUAAAAGAGAUAAUUAUAACCCGUUUGAUAAUUUCCGCGAAAGAUACUUUUUUUUUCAAGCUUCUGGUAAUUAUAUAAAGAAGCUUCUAAAAUUUGAAUCACUGAAAUAACAACUUUACAGUAUACUGCAAAACAAUAUUCAAAUUAAUGAAUCUGUACCGUUGCGUUUGAUACAAUGUAAUGGGUCUUUUUUUAUCAUUUUUAGCACAACUUUAUUCUUAAUAUUUCAAAAUAUUAACAUAAUUAUAUUUCAGUAUAAAGAUAGCUUUAUAUUUCAUUUAUCGGAAAUAAAUGUUUAAAUGAUACAAUCAACAAUAUUUGCUUGAAUAACACUCGAUAUGCACCAUUACAUUUAAUAUGCACACAACAUGCACUAGAAAUGUUACCUUAAUUUACCGGAAAUUCAAAUUACAAAUUUGAAUAAACGGAACUUUUGUUGGAAGUUUAACUUUAUUAAGUAGAAAUUGAUGUACAGCUGAGAGAGUUCCUUUUAAUUUCAAUGCUGCGUAAAUCUGCAAUCUUCGAAAAAACGGAACAAUCUGUCUGUUUUCUAUAAGGACAUGGCAUGUUAAAUUCUAAUGUAUAUAUACGGGUCACCGAAGUAUCACAUAUCGUUUAUUGACGAUUUUAAGUAUUAUGGUGUUAUGAAGCCGGGGUGUACAUUGUAUGAUGACCCGCACGUGAUGACUUUAAAAGUUGUUUUUCCUGUUUUAAUCUCAGUUAUGUAAAUUUUUAUUUUGAUAUUACAUGGACAAGGUUUUCCGGAAGACAUGUGUUGGUUCCUAAUUCAGUCGAUAUAUAAUUUGGCAGUGAGCCGGGAACCUGUGGCAUUUUUCGUUAUUUUCGUGAACGGAAAGUACCAAUAGCUCCCGAAUGAUCAAUGUUUAGCCUUUAUUUAUGUUUGUCUAAAAUACUCUUAAUACGCUCAUCUGUUGCUCUGUUUUGACUUAGCUGUUUACACAUUAAAUAUGUCUUCUUUGA